Messenger RNA from Tupaia belangeri chinensis (Chinese tree shrew), 1851 nucleotides. It is a transcript of the gene ODC1, whose product is annotated as ornithine decarboxylase 1. Gene Ontology annotation, molecular function: ornithine decarboxylase activity. Gene Ontology annotation, cellular component: cytoplasm. The transcript is spliced from 12 exons. The record is from RefSeq and is a predicted model, not a curated record. Lineage: Eukaryota; Metazoa; Chordata; Mammalia; Scandentia; Tupaiidae. The coding region runs from base 133 to 1518 and encodes 461 amino acids.
AACGUUUCCACCACUGCUCCGAGGGCAACAAUCCCAGUGGACUUGAAAUUCCUGGAGAAUUGGUUUUGUGAGAAGCUGGAAAUCAUUUCUUUAAUUCCAUCUCUUAGUUUUCCAUAGGGACGUCAGGAAACCAUGAACAGCUUUAACAAUGAAGAGUUUGACUGCCACUUCCUUGAUGAAGGCUUUACUGCCAAGGAUAUUCUGGACCAAAAAAUUAAUGAAGUUUCUUGUUCUGACGAUAAGGAUGCCUUCUAUGUGGCAGACCUUGGAGAUAUUUUGAAGAAACAUCUGAGGUGGUUGAAAGCUCUGCCCCGUGUCACCCCUUUUUAUGCAGUCAAAUGUAACGAUAGCAGAGCCAUAGUGAAGACCCUCGCUGCCAUCGGGACUGGGUUCGACUGUGCUAGCAAGACGGAAAUACAGUUGGUGCAAAGUCUUGGAGUGCCCCCUGAGAGGAUUAUCUAUGCAAAUCCUUGCAAGCAGGUGUCUCAGAUUAAAUACGCAGCCAACAGUGGAGUCCAGAUGAUGACCUUUGAUAGUGAGGUGGAGCUGAUGAAAGUCGCCAGAGCACAUCCAAAGGCAAAGUUGGUUUUACGGAUCGCCACAGAUGAUUCCAAAGCAGUCUGUCGCCUCAGUGUUAAAUUUGGUGCCACGCUUAAAACCAGCAGGCUUCUAUUGGAACGGGCAAAAGAGCUCAAUAUUGAUGUCAUCGGUGUCAGCUUCCAUGUGGGCAGUGGCUGUACAGACCCUGAGACCUUCGUUCAGGCGGUCUCUGAUGCCCGCUGUGUCUUUGACAUGGGCGCUGAAGUUGGAUUCAAUAUGUAUCUGCUUGAUAUCGGUGGUGGCUUUCCUGGAUCCGAGGACGUGAAGCUUAAAUUUGAAGAGAUCACCAGUGUGAUCAACCCAGCACUGGACAAGUACUUUCCAUCAGACUCUGGGGUGAGAAUUAUAGCUGAGCCAGGCAGAUACUACGUCGCAUCAGCUUUCACGCUUGCAGUUAAUAUCAUUGCCAAAAAAAUCGUAUUAAAGGAGCAGACGGGCUCUGAUGAUGAAGAUGAGUCAAGCGAACAAACCUUUAUGUAUUAUGUGAAUGAUGGAGUGUACGGAUCCUUUAAUUGCAUCCUCUAUGAUCAUGCACAUGUGAAGCCCCUUCUGCAAAAGAGACCCAAGCCAGAUGAGAAGUAUUACCCAUCCAGCAUAUGGGGACCUACCUGUGAUGGGCUUGAUCGGAUCGUUGAGCGCUGUGACCUACCUGAAAUGCAUGUGGGCGAUUGGAUGCUCUUUGAAAACAUGGGCGCUUACACUGUUGCUGCUGCUUCUACUUUCAAUGGGUUCCAGAGGCCCACCAUCUACUAUGUGAUGUCAGGACCGACGUGGCAACUCAUGCAGCAAAUCCAGAACCACGACUUGCCACCCGGAGUGGAGGAGCAGGAUGUCGGCACUCUGCCUGUGUCCUGUGCCCGGGAAAGCGGGAUGAAGCGCCACCCAGCACCCUGCGCCUCAGCCAGUAUUAACGUGUAGAUACCGUCCUGUAGAUGUUACUGCGUGUAGCUUGAAUUAAGGGAUCUGGGGGGACCAUUUAACUUAAUUACCGCUAGUUUGGAAGUGUCUUUGUCGGAGUAGGGUUGGCACAGAUGCAGCAACAUGGAAGGCUAGGAGACUGGGUCACUUCUCUGUUCCUAUGGAAACUAUUUGAAUACAUGUUUUAUAUGGAUUUUUAUUCACUUUUCAAACAUGCUACUAAAGAGUGCCCCCCAGUUGCCAAGCAAGCAUUUGUAGCUUGCACGGGGCAGAAGGGGCCAAAAGCUUAGUGUCGUGACCCGUUUUAAAAUAAAGUAUCUUGAAAUAAUUAGA